AUGGCGUUACCGAGGGCCCAACGAGCAUUGCCACGACUGUUCCGCCGUCACUAUUCGGGGGCACCGUCUCCCAAAGCAAAGCUCAACUUGCCAAUCGACUACAAAUCUACUCCUCUUCUCUAUCACACACCAUCCGCUUUAUCGGGCGUCACCGAUUUCCCCGCCGCAGCCACCAGCAAACGCCUGAAUUACUUUCAAGCCAUUAACUCGGCCCUACGUACCGCUCUUUCAACCUCAGACAAAGUGCUUCUAUUUGGAGAAGAUGUCGCUUUCGGAGGUGUUUUUCGUUGCUCAAUGGAUCUUCAAACCGAGUUUGGAUCAGAUCGUGUCUUUAAUACACCCUUAACAGAGCAAGGGAUUGCAGGAUUUGCCAUCGGAGCAGCCGCUGAAGGGAUGAAGCCUGUGGCCGAGAUUCAGUUUGCCGACUACGUUUUCCCCGCAUUCGAUCAGAUUAUCAAUGAAGCAGCCAAAUUCCGAUACAGGGAAGGUGGUACCGGGAUUAAUGUUGGAGGUUUGGUCAUUCGGAUGCCGUGUGGCGCUGUUGGCCAUGGUGCACUAUAUCAUUCACAAUCGCCCGAAUCACUUUUUGCACAUGUCCCUGGUGUUCGCGUCGUGGUACCCCGAUCGCCCUCACAGGCCAAAGGAUUACUCUUAUCUUCCAUUUUCCAACAUAACGAUCCCGUCAUUUUUAUGGAGCCAAAGAUCCUGUAUCGAGCAGCUGUGGAGUAUGUACCAAAUGAGUACUACACAAUUCCACUCAGUAAGGCGGAGGUUAUCAAGCCUGGUAGAGACUUAACUGUUAUCUCAUACGGCCAACCAUUAUAUAUGUGCUCAGCCGCCAUCUCUGCUCUCGAAAAAGCUAUGCCUGGAGUUAAUGUGGAGUUGAUCGAUCUUCGGACCAUAUAUCCAUGGGAUCGCCAAACCAUCCUAGAGAGCGUACGAAAGACGGGAAGGGCAAUUGUGGUACAUGAGAGUAUGAUCAAUUAUGGUGUUGGUGCCGAGGUCGCGGCCACAAUACAACAGGACGCGUUCCUUCGAUUGGAAGCUCCAGUUAAAAGGGUAGCUGGCUGGAGUACUCAUACGGGUUUAACAUAUGAACAGUUCAUAUUACCAGAUGUCGCAAGGAUCUAUGAUGCGAUGAAACAAACUUUGGAGUAUUGA
This is a messenger RNA of Penicillium angulare, 1161 nucleotides long. Its product is annotated as 2-oxoisovalerate dehydrogenase subunit beta. Gene Ontology annotation, molecular function: catalytic activity. Gene Ontology annotation, biological process: branched-chain amino acid catabolic process; response to nutrient. Bases 1 to 1161 code for a protein of 386 amino acids. NCBI's taxonomy places the organism in Eukaryota, Fungi, Ascomycota, Eurotiomycetes, Eurotiales, Aspergillaceae. The record is from RefSeq and is a predicted model, not a curated record. The transcript has 3 exons.